Molecule: messenger RNA, 2301 nt
Organism: Microthlaspi erraticum
Lineage: Eukaryota; Viridiplantae; Streptophyta; Magnoliopsida; Brassicales; Brassicaceae
Source: the annotation of a GenBank genome assembly
AUGGAACAAAUGAAUCCACUCUUGGACUUGGACUCUAAGGAUGAGGUUCGUAUGAUAGGAAUAUGGGGAAUGGGAGGCAUCGGCAAAACCACUAUCGCCAAGUAUAUAUAUGAACAACUUAGACAUCAGUUUUCACCUCAUAAUUGUUUCAUACAGAACGUUAGGGAGACAUCUACCAAACAUGGUCUCUUACACUUGCAAGAACUGCUUCUCUCUAAAAUUCUUGGCAAAGUAGAUGAGAAGUUGUGGAGCGUGGAACAGGGAGCCGAUCUAAUCAAGUCAAGGCUUGGAAAACGAAAAAUUUUGAUUGUCCUUGAUGAUGUGGAUGAUGUGAAGCAGGCCCUAGCACAAGAGUGUGCAUGGUUUGGACCAGGGAGCCGAAUCAUCGUAACCACACGAGACAAGAGCGUCUUUAACUUCUGUUAUGUGGUAUAUGAUGUUAAGUGCUUGGAUAAAGAUGAUGCUCUCAAUCUAUUUGUACAUAUUGCUUUUAAAGGAAGACGCCCUUUAUUUGCCGAUAUACAGCUUUCAUUGCGUGCAUAUGAGCUUGGCCAUGGUCUUCCUUUGGCCCUAGAGGCUUUAGGUUUAUAUCUCCAUGGCAAGUUCCAAAAGGCAUGGGAAAUUGCAUUAGCAUCAUUUAAAGCAGCUCCGUACGAGAAUAUCACAAAUAUCUUGAAAGUUAGCUAUAAUAGCUUAAACAAAGAUGGUAAGACUGCUUUUCUUCAUGUUGCAUGCCUCUUUAAUGGAGAUCCUGUUUGGCGCGCCAUGACCCUUCUUGAUAGUGGAGAACUAGGGAUAAGCCUGUUAGAGGAAAAGUCUCUAAUCAACAUAUCUAAUGAUGGGUAUAUAGCUAUGCAUGCUUUGGUAGAGAAUAUGGGAAGACAGAUUGUGAAACUAGAAUCCGGAAACAAGCCUUCUGAUCAACGAAUUUUGUGGGAUCCAGAGGACAUAUAUAGUGUGCUAGUUGAAAACGCAAGACUUUUGCAUCUGAGGAGGCUUGAUAUGACAGGCUCUAAGGAUCUGAAAGAGCUUCCAAAUCUUCAGGAAGCUGUGUGUCUUGAGGAGUUGAUACUACGAGGUUGCAUUUCCCUGAAACGGAUUCCGACGUCAAUCUUUAGAUUAUCUAAACUGAAGAAGUUUGAUUUAUUUAACUGUGAUGGGAUUAAGAAUCUAAUUAUAAUAGGUGAAUCUGAACCUACUGCUAUACAAGUCAACAGCUCCGGCCGGUGCAUGCACGUUAGAUUGAUCCGCAUGGAUUUUCAACAAAAGAAAGAGAUGGAGAGCGUUCCUCUUACAAAUCUAUCAGUCAUGGGCAAUAUCAAAAUUGAGCUAGAGCUUCUUUGGGGAGAUGCAGAUCAUCUAUGUUUUAUUUCGGAGCAAAAGACCUCUGAUAAACAAAUGAUGUCGGAAACUUGUGCAGCUCAACUCAGUUCACCACCCUACAGUUUUAAAUCACUCGACAUCAUGCGGCUAACACGCAAUAAGAAACGUGAUCCUUUCGAGUGUUAUAGCUUUACAGAUUUUCCGUGGUUGACGGAUUUAAAUCUAAUCAACCUAAACAUCAAAAAAAUCCCAGAUGACAUUAACCACAUGCAAGUCCUAGAGAAACUGGACCUAAGUGGAAAUGACUUCAGGGUAUUACCUACAUCGAUGAUUCAUCUUCCGAGGUUGAAGCAUGUGACACUUUCCAACUGCCGCAGACUUGAAGCAUUGCCAGAACUAUAUCAGCUGGAGACGCUCACACUUUCCGACUGUAACAGCCUCAGAGUAUUGGUGAACCUUCUUCAUUCAGAACAAGAUCAAAGAAGAUAUUGCUUGCUUGAGCUUCGUCUUGACAAUUGCAAGAAUGUUCAGUCUUUGUCUGAUCAGCUUACUCGGUUUACUAAUCUAACAUAUUUAGAUAUCAGUAGACACGAUUUUGAAACAGUGCCUACAAGCAUCAAGGAUCUCUCUUCCUUGGUAACUCUCUGCCUCAAUUAUUGCAAGAAACUCAAGUCAUUGAAAGAAUCACUUCCAUUGAGCCUUAAGUAUCUAUAUGCGCAUGGCUGCGAAUGCCUGGAUACUUCGAUUGACCAUGACGUUGAUCACCUUGACCUUAGCCCUUGCAUCCAGUGGAAGCAGGAUUCUAGUCAAAUCAUUCGAUUCCCAGCUGGAAGACGUAGUGAAGAGGUACAUGCAUGUGAGUGCUUCCAGGAAACUAAGAUGCCGAUCAUGAAUCAGGCUGUAACGAGGAGUCCCAUAUCAGUCCUCAUACAGCGUUUAAAGCCAAUAUUACGGGGUCUUUAUAACUCAAUCCCAUGA